Messenger RNA from Manis pentadactyla (Chinese pangolin), 5236 nucleotides. It is a transcript of the gene ZNF768, whose product is annotated as zinc finger protein 768. Gene Ontology annotation, molecular function: DNA binding. The record is from RefSeq and is a predicted model, not a curated record. The transcript is spliced from 2 exons. Gene Ontology annotation, biological process: transcription by RNA polymerase II. NCBI's taxonomy places the organism in Eukaryota, Metazoa, Chordata, Mammalia, Pholidota, Manidae. The coding region runs from base 3593 to 5173 and encodes 526 amino acids.
GGCUUCCACUAAAGGUAGGGCUCCCUUUUAUCUGCUGUCACAGGUCUUUGAGGCUCAGACCCUGAAACAAUUUAAAGGCAGGAAAAGGGUUUUCCUAGGGCUUCAUUGGUGUAUGGAAAGAAAUGCUUGCUACACUGGACAGAAUGAGACCCAUACACAUGGUGAGAUUGAGAGGUCAAGGCUGUGACCACAUGGCCCAUCACUAUUUUGUCCAAGCUGUGUAAGUAAGGUUAAGUAUUACUUUGCUCCAAAGAUCCCUAGACAUUUUUUGGAAUAUUUACGUACGUCUUUCUAGGAACAGAAUGUGCAAAGAUGUUUAUGACCCAAAGAGGCUAAAAUCUGCUGUAGGCCAGUAUUUUUUAAAGUAAGGCUUUUCUGCCACAGAAUCACAUGCAGUAUAUCUUUAAAAUGUAGCUAGCUCCCUGGGCCCUGUCCCUAGCCUAUUGAAUCAGAAUCACCAGGGAUGGAAUCUUUGCCUGUUAAAACUGGAAGGAACCAUGGCUCUGAGCAAAAUGUUACUUUCUAACUACUCUUAGUUUUGCAAAGGUAGGGGUUGAUCUCAGAACUGUGUCAUGCUGAGGGAUGACCUAGACAUACACACACAGACUCACAUUUCCUUUGUUCUUCCCAAGGGGGCUUAUGCAUGCUGUUCUCUUCCUGGGUAUCUCAGACCUUGAAUAUAGAGGGGUAUCUCUUGUAUCUACAGAAGCCCUCUUAAAGGACUUGUCCUUUGCAUGCAGGAAGGGAGUGGUUCAUGCAGGGGCCCCUCUCAUGCUGACAACCUUUGUCAGGGCUCUUGAGUGCAGGCCCAGAAAUGUGGGCCAAGUUAGCUGGACCAUAGCCUUGGCUGCACAUUGAGUAGCUCUGCCCCAAGGCUGCUGCUCACCAGGGAUGUGGACAAAGUGGCCACCCAACUUGGAGCACACACAGGGCUCCUCCUCACCAAGUCAGGGCAGAAUAAGGUCAUUAGACUCCUGCCUUGGAGUAGUUGGUGCUAGGUCAAUUUGGAACCCUCAUGAGAGGCUUCCCUGUGCUUAGAGCUUCUCACUGCUGUGGGUAUGUGUUAGGCAGAGGCUGGCUGCCUCUUGAAGGUCCAUUGUAUAGAUAGGACUGGUGGAGGAGGCUGCCUGGAAGUCAGCUACUAUUUUACUCUAGGCACUAGUGAGACUGAGUUUCACUUGCACAAACUCUGGGGCCAGAGAAGCUUGAAGCCCUGGCUCAAUUUUUGCUACACCUGGAGCUUGUGGCCCAUGCUGUGAAGAGUGCAGGCAAUGGGCCAUGUCAGAGCUGUGGAUGGGGGCCUUGCCAUACACUUCACGGGACUGCUGCUUUCCUGUGUGGACUGCCUGGUGGGUAAGCAGGUUGGAGGUCAGAGGAAAGUGUCUCAGGAAGGAGAUACUGUCUCUCAUUUGUGUAAGUGCUUUGGGAAUGAUGGGAGCAAUGGAGGGUGGGGGGUAUCCCGGCCCAGCUCUUCUCAUAACCAGUGCAGUUGUAGGGUCUUUUGACUGUUUGUGCCCCUUACUGUUGCACUAUGUGAGCCAUUCUUCACAAAGGUGUUAGGACAUAUGGACACUGGAAUGGAAGAGAGGCAUGGAGCUGGAAACUGUUCCACUGGAGGGCAGAAAAGUACUCUCACUUUAUUUGUAGGAAGAUAUUGUCUGUGAUUCUAUUUGUAAACUCUACUCUCUUCACUUGAAAUUCUCCAAAUUCUCAUUCUCACCUCUUUUCAGGCGAAUGAAGAUGCCAUCUUUCCUCCUAAUCAAUUUCUUUCCUAUAUUUGUCUUGGGAAGGCAAUAGGAAAACACAAUCCAUGGCUUCUGCAUGACACAGGGAGAAUUUGGCUCAUUCAUUGUCAAGAAUGCUACCAAACUAGUUUCAGCAGCAAGGGUAGAAAAGGGACAAGAAUUGGAUCUUACUGAAUUGUCUUUUUCCUUGAUUCAAAGCUGCACUGAGGGCAGUGUUCUCAGGCCCCUUCCUCUGCAAGCUUCUUUCAAGUCAGACAGGAUUGGAGAGUUCUUAGCUGCCUUAAAGGUCAGCCGGUUCUCUCAGUCCACUUUCCUCCUGAACUCUCCCACCCUCACCUGGAAGGAAUUUCCAUAGGAUCCCUGCCUUCCUGGGAAGAAAAUUCAGAUACCAGCGACUCAGGCUCCUAGGGACUGAGUUAAACUCUAUUAGGGGAAGAUGGCGUGAGACAGGGUAAAAGAAAGCAGCCUCCUCUCUGUGGGAGGAUCCCCUGACUGUCCCUUCAGCACCUGGAACCAAUGAGAAGGAAAAUGCUGGGAAAGGGAGUGUAGGGGAGACCGGUGCUGGAAGGUGUCUGUCUUGAGAUUCCUUGGCUUCUUCAGAAGGAUAAAACAUAAUAAAGGGUAAACGGAGGCGGGAAAAAAUUCUGAAAGCACAGAAUCGCCCAGCAAGGAGACGCCAGAGACCUUCCUCCCACUCUUCCCGCAGGCCCUUCUGGAUGACAAGGGAGGGCCCGCGCACCCUCUCACCAAUCAGAAUGGGGCCUGCCGUUCCCUGGCGACCAUUAGCGCCUAGCCGUUGGCAUAGUAGGAGGCGGCGGGACGGUGAGAGCCCAAGCUUCACCGGCCAAUCGCUGAGCUCCCUAGGAGGUGGGGGCGGUGCCCCUGGAAACCUGAGGUGGGGCUGCUUCCUUGGCAACCAAUGUGGCCCUUCGGAGGGAGGAAGGUUGGCUAUUAAGAAGAGCAAAGAAGGGAGGGGGCCCGGAAUAGUUGGGGUGGGUGCGCCUGUGUGGGUGAGUGGAGUUCGAGUAUGGGGACCCAGAUUCGGAAGCCUCAUGGGCCCAGGGUGGGGGGCCAUCCAUCCAAGUUCCCGAGGCGCCACCGGAGAUGACCCCAUGGCCCUGGAGGGGAGGGGAAACAGACACCGUCCCCGCUGGCUCCGGGAAGCGUCGCUCCUUCUCGCUGACCUUGGUCUCGCUUGUUGCCUCGCCCUUGGCCAUAGGCACUGAAGGAUGUAGGGUUCGGGAGGCAGACAGAUAGGCUCCCGGGCGGACGAAGACCUAGGACAUAGGCACACAAACUGACCUAGCCUCUCCCUCCGGCUCCAGGGCGGCCCAUCAUUCCUCACCUCAACACCGAGGCCCUCCAGCCCAGGGUUAAUGCCAACGAGUUUCCACCUCCAGCCGCUCCUAGAGAGGCCACUGCGGAGCCAGCGGGGGAAACUGGCCGCGGACGGACACUUCCUGUGCGGCGGGGGAGGGGGUCGAAUAGCCGCAGCCCAGCCAGGGUCUUGGGAGCCAGGCGGCGGGGUCUUGGGCGGGAGCGGUAUCCAGGAGCGCAGGGCAAGCCGUGAAGCCUCCCAUCUCCGAGGCUACGAGGCGUGGGGGCCUGCGAGGGCCCCCGGGCAAGCCGAGACUUUGCGGGUGGGGGCGAGGCCGCGGGUAGGGGAGGGGCAAGGCGGGCCGGAGAGGCCCAGGGUCAAGACGUCCGGCCUCGGGGGCCGGGACUGGUAGCCGGGUCCCGUGGGCAGCACUGAGCAGGCCCUUGGCGGGCCCGGGUUUCAGGGCACUCAGGUCGGGUCGCAGGAUCAUCCACCUUCGCCGCCGCCGCCGCACUGGGAGCCGGCGGGGAUGGAACGGGAGGCGUCGCCGUGGGGCUUCGAGUCCCGGGAUGUGCAAAGUCCUGACAAAAUGGGGAGCCCGGAAGGGUCUCUCAAAGGCAACAUGAGUGAGAAUGAGGAAGAGGAAAUUUCUCAGCAAGAAGGCACUGGGGACUAUGAAGUGGAAGAGAUACCUUUUGGGCUUGAACCCCAGAGCCCUGGGUUUGAACCCCAAAGCCCUGGGUUUGAGCCUGAAAGCCCAGGUUUUGAGUCCCGAAGCCCUGGGUUUGUGCCCCCAAGCCCUGAAUUUGCACUCAGAAGCCCUGAAUCAGAUUCUCAGAGCCCUGAGUUGGAACCCCAGAGCCCUAUGUAUGAGCCCCAAAGCCCUGGAUAUGGACCCCAGAGCCCUGGAUAUGAAUCCCAGAGCCUGGGUUAUGAGCCCCAGAACCCUGAGUUCAAAACCCAAAGCCUUGAAUUUGAACCUCAAGGUUCCAAAUUCCAGGAAGGUGCGGAGAUGCUUCUGAAUCCCGAGGAAAAGAAUCCCCUGAGCAUCCCCUUGGGAACCCACCCCUUGGACUCCUUCACUCAGGGCUUUGGGGAGCAGCCCACAGGGGGCCUGCCCCUAGGACCACCUUUUGAGAUUCCCACAGGAACCCUGCUAGCUACACCGCAGUUUGAGAUGCUCCAGAAUCCCCUGGGCCUGACAGGGGCCCUUCGGGGUCCAGGCCGGCGGGGCAGCCGAGCUAGGGGUGGGCAGGGCCCUCGGCCUAAUAUCUGCGGCAUUUGCGGGAAGAGCUUUGGGCGGGGCUCUACCCUGAUCCAGCACCAGCGCAUCCACACCGGUGAGAAGCCCUAUAAGUGUGAGGUCUGCGGCAAGGCCUUCUCCCAGAGCUCUGACCUCAUCAAACACCAGCGCACCCACACGGGUGAGCGGCCCUACAAAUGUCCCCGUUGUGGCAAGGCCUUUGCUGACAGCUCUUACCUGCUUCGCCACCAGCGCACCCACUCUGGUCAGAAGCCCUACAAGUGCCCGCACUGUGGCAAGGCCUUCGGCGACAGCUCCUACCUCCUUCGGCACCAGCGUACACACAGCCACGAGCGGCCCUACAGCUGCCCCGAGUGUGGCAAGUGCUACAGCCAGAACUCAUCCCUGCGUAGUCACCAGAGGGUGCACACCGGGCAAAGGCCCUUCAGCUGUGGCAUCUGUGGCAAGAGCUUCUCCCAGCGGUCGGCACUUAUUCCCCAUGCCCGCAGCCAUGCCCGUGAGAAGCCUUUCAAGUGCCCUGAGUGCGGCAAACGCUUUGGCCAGAGCUCUGUGCUGGCCAUCCAUGCCCGCACGCACCUGCCAGGCCGCACCUACAGCUGCCCCGACUGUGGCAAGACCUUCAAUCGUUCGUCCACGCUGAUUCAGCACCAGCGCUCCCACACAGGGGAGCGGCCCUACAGGUGUGCUGUGUGCGGCAAGGGCUUCUGCCGCUCUUCAACGUUGCUGCAGCACCACCGGGUCCACAGCGGGGAGCGGCCCUACAAGUGCGAUAACUGUGGAAAGGCCUUCUCACAGAGCUCUGACCUCAUCCGCCACCAGCGGACCCAUGCAGCCGGCCGGCGUUGACCUGGGGCUCUGUUGGUUGGGAAGGCGGUGGGCAGAAGAGAAGGGGGCAGAGAGUUAGAGAAA